Molecule: messenger RNA, 10456 nt
Organism: Sus scrofa (pig)
Lineage: Eukaryota; Metazoa; Chordata; Mammalia; Artiodactyla; Suidae
Source: RefSeq, a predicted model, not a curated record
CGCGCACGGCGGCGCGGCCGCCUGGCCCAGCAGGUGACCGCGGGCCGGGGCUGGAGCCGGAGCGGAUAGCCGGCGGCGCGGCGGGGAGACGGCGCGCGGGGCCGGGCGAAGUUUGCCGGAACAUGGCGGAAGAGCCUGGGGCGCGCAGGAGCGCGGCGCGGCGGCGUCCGGAGCCCCGGGAGUUGUAGCCGCCGUAGCCGCAGCAGCCGCCGCGGGGCGAGGUCGCCGCCAUGGCCCGUUGGAUCCCGACCAAGAGGCAGAAGUACGGGGUUGCGAUCUAUAACUACAACGCCUCUCAAGAUGUGGAGCUGUCCCUGCAGAUCGGAGACACGGUUCACAUCCUGGAGAUGUAUGAGGGUUGGUACAGAGGAUAUACCCUCCAAAAUAAAUCGAAGAAGGGUAUUUUCCCGGAAACGUAUAUCCAUCUGAAAGAAGCCACUGUGGAAGACCGCGGGCAACAUGAGACCGUGAUUCCCGGGGAGCUCCCACUGGUGCAGGAGCUCACCUUGACAUUGCGGGAAUGGGCUGUCAUCUGGCGCAAGCUCUACGUGAGCAACAAGAUCAUGCUCUUCCGCCAACUGCAGCAGAUGACGUACAGCCUGAUUGAGUGGCGGUCCCAGAUUCUGUCUGGAACCCUGCCCAAGGACGAACUGGCAGAGCUCAAGAAGAAGGUCACUGCCAAAAUCGAUCAUGGGAACAGAAUGCUGGGCUUGGAUCUGGUCGUGCGGGACGACAACGGGAACAUCUUGGACCCGGAUGAAACCAGCACCAUCGCCCUCUUCAAGGCGCAUGAAAUGGCCUCGAAAAGGAUUGAAGAAAAGAUCCAGGAAGAGAAGUCCAUCCUGCAGAACCUGGACUUACGGAGCCAAUCCAUCUUCAGUGCUGUCCACACCUACGGCCUGUAUGUCAACUUCAAGAACUUUGUCUGCAACAUCGGGGAAGAUGCAGAGUUGCUCAUGGCUCUCUAUGACCCGGACCAGUCCACGUUCAUCAGUGAGAACUACCUGAUUCGUUGGGGCAGCAGUGGAAUGCCCAAGGAAAUAGAGAAGCUCAACAAUCUUCAGGCGGUCUUUACUGACCUCAGCAGCACAGACCUCAUCCGGCCCCGCAUCAGCCUCGUGUGCCAAAUUGUCCGGGUCGGCCACAUGGAGCUGAAGGAGGGCAAAAAGCACACCUGUGGACUCCGAAGACCCUUUGGAGUGGCAGUGAUGGAUAUUACCGAUAUCAUACAUGGGAAGGUGGAUGAUGAAGAAAAGCAGCAUUUUAUUCCCUUUCAGCAAAUUGCCAUGGAAACCUAUAUCCGGCAGAGGCAGCUAAUCAUGUCGCCCCUGAUAACAUCCCAUGUGAUUGGGGAGAAUGAGCCGCUCACUUCAGUCUUGAAUAAGGUGAUAGCAGCCAAGGAAGUCAAUCACAAAGGACAAGGACUUUGGGUUUCGUUGAAGCUAUUGCCAGGGGAUCUCACGCAGGUUCAGAAAAACUUCUCACACUUAGUGGAUAGAUCCACAGCAAUCGCCCGGAAAAUGGGCUUUCCUGAAAUAAUCCUUCCAGGAGACGUUCGGAAUGAUAUUUAUGUCACCCUGAUCCACGGGGAGUUUGACAAAGGGAAAAAGAAGACACCGAAGAACGUGGAGGUGACCAUGUCUGUGUAUGAUGAGGAGGGCAGGCUCUUGGAGAAAGCAGUUCAUCCUGGUGCUGGGUACGAAGGCAUUUCUGAGUACAAGUCAGUGGUCUACUACCAAGUCAAGCAGCCCUGUUGGUAUGAAACUGUGAAGGUAUCCAUUGCUAUAGAAGAGGUCACACGCUGUCAUAUAAGAUUUACCUUCCGACACAGGUCGUCUCAGGAAUCCAGAGAUAAAUCAGAGCGCGCCUUUGGGGUGGCCUUCGUGAAGCUGAUGAACCCGGAUGGCACCACUCUGCAGGAUGGGAGGCACGAUCUGGUGGUUUAUAAGGGUGACAACAAGAAAAUGGAAGAUGCCAAGUUCUACCUGAGCCUGCCUGGAACCAAGGCAGAGAUGGAAGAAAAGGAGCUCCAAGCAUCCAAAGCCUUAGCCAACUUUACACCAACCAAGGAUAGCACAAAAGAUAGCUUUCAGAUCGCCACACUCAUCUGCUCUACAAAGCUCACCCAGAACGUUGACCUGUUAGGCCUGUUAAAUUGGCGUUCGAACUCCCAGAACAUUAAACACAACUUAAAGAAGUUAAUGGAGGUGGAUGGAGGAGAGAUUGUUAAGUUUUUGCAAGAUACGCUCGAUGCACUUUUUAACAUAAUGAUGGAAAUGUCAGACAAUGAAACAUACGACUUCCUUGUGUUUGAUGCACUGGUGUUUAUUAUUUCACUGAUAGGAGACAUCAAGUUCCAGCAUUUUAAUCCGGUCCUGGAGACCUAUAUCUACAAACAUUUCAGUGCCACUCUGGCCUAUGUGAAACUCUCCAAGGUACUGAACUAUUACGUGGCGAAUGCAGAUGACUCCAGCAAGACAGAGUUGCUUUUUGCCGCCUUGAAAGCCUUAAAGUACUUGUUCCGAUUCAUCAUCCAAUCCAGAGUGCUCUACUUGAGAUUUUAUGGCCAGAGCGAAGAUGGAGAUGAAUUUAGUAACUCAAUCCGCCAGUUAUUUCUUGCUUUCAAUACACUGAUGGACAGGCCUCUGGAGGAAGCUGUCAAGAUCAAGGGGGCAGCCUUGAAGUACCUUCCUAGCAUCAUUAAUGAUGUCAAACUUGUGUUUGAUCCUGUGGAGCUCAGUGAGCUCUUCUGCAAGUUCAUCCUGAGCAUCCCUGACAACCAGUUAGUUCGACAGAAGCUGAACUGCAUGGCUAAGAUAGUAGAGAGCAAUCUUUUCCGGCAGUCAGAGUGCAGAGAUGUGCUGCUGCCCCUGCUGAUAGACCAGCUCAGCGGCCAGUUAGACGACAACUCCAGCAAGCCUGACCAUGAGGCCAGCUCGCAGCUUCUGAGCUACAUCCUGGAAGUGCUGGACAGGAAGGAUGUGGGCCCCACAGCGAUGCACAUCCAGCUGAUAAUGGAACGGCUGCUGAGAAGGAUUAACCGGACCGUCAUUGGGAUGAGCCGACAGUCUCCCCACAUUGGGAGUUUUGUUGCCUGCAUGAUUGCCAUCCUGCGGCAGAUGGACGACAGCCACUACAGCCACUAUAUCAGCACUUUCAAAACCAGACAAGACAUCAUCGACUUCCUCAUGGAAACUUUUAUCAUGUUUAAGGAUCUAAUUGGAAAGAAUGUAUAUGCCAAAGACUGGAUGGUCAUGAAUAUGAUGCAGAGCAGAGUUUUCCUCCGUGCCAUAAACCAGUUUGCUGAGGUUCUCACAAAAUUCUUCAUGGAUCAGGCAAGCUUUGAACUUCAGCUCUGGAACAAUUACUUCCAUUUGGCAGUAGCAUUUCUCACCCAUGAGUCCCUUCAGCUUGAAACCUUCUCACAAGCCAAGCGCAACAAAAUUGUGAAAAAGUAAAUAUGGGACAUGAGAAAGGAAAUCGGCUUUAGGAUCCGGGACAUGUGGUAUAACCUGGGUCCCCACAAAAUCAAAUUCAUCCCGUCCAUGGUGGGUCCCAUUCUGGAGGUCACACUGACCCCUGAAGUAGAGCUCCGGAAAGCCACCAUCCCCAUUUUCUUUGAUAUGAUGCAGUGUGAGUUCAAUUUCAGUGGAAAUGGCAAUUUCCAUAUGUUUGAGAAUGAGUUGAUCACAAAGCUGGACCAAGAGGUUGAAGGGGGCAGAGGAGAUGAACAAUACAAGGUCCUUCUGGAAAAACUGCUCCUAGAACACUGCCGGAAACAUAAAUACCUCUCCAGCUCCGGAGAAGUAUUCGCGCUCCUGGUCAGCAGCCUCUUAGAGAAUCUCUUGGACUACAGAACCAUCAUCAUGCAUGAUGAGAGCAAGGAAAACCGCAUGAGCUGUACUGUGAACGUGCUGAAUUUUUACAAAGAAAAGAAGAGAGAAGACAUCUACAUAAGGUAUUUGUACAAGCUUCGGGAUUUGCACCGGGACUGUGAGAACUACACCGAAGCUGCCUACACGCUCCUCCUCCAUGCUGAGCUCCUGCAGUGGUCCGACAAGCCCUGUGUACCCCAUUUGCUUCAGAGGGACAGUUACUAUGUAUAUACCCAGCAAGAGCUUAAAGAGAAGCUGUAUCAAGAAAUCAUAUCAUAUUUUGACAAAGGCAAAAUGUGGGAGAAGGCAAUUAAGUUGAGCAAAGAGUUGGCGGAGACGUAUGAGAGCAAAGUAUUCGACUACGAGGGUCUGGGCAAUCUCCUGAAAAAAAGAGCCUCGUUUUAUGAGAACAUCAUCAAGGCAAUGAGGCCUCAGCCUGAAUACUUUGCUGUCGGAUACUACGGCCAAGGCUUUCCUUCUUUCCUGCGGAACAAAAUCUUCAUCUACCGGGGGAAGGAGUACGAGCGGCGUGAAGACUUCAGCCUGAGGCUGCUGACCCAGUUCCCCAACGCCGAGAAGAUGACCAGCACCACGCCCCCGGGAGAGGACAUCAAGUCAUCCCCAAAACAGUAUAUGCAGUGUUUCACCGUAAAGCCAGUGAUGAGCCUGCCACCCAGCUAUAAGGAUAAACCAGUUCCAGAGCAGAUCUUAAACUACUACAGAGCCAAUGAAGUACAGCAGUUCCAGUAUUCUCGGCCAUUCCGGAAAGGAGAGAAGGAUCCCGACAAUGAGUUUGCUACUAUGUGGAUUGAAAGGACCACGUAUACAACUGCCUAUAGCUUCCCUGGGAUUCUCAAGUGGUUUGAAGUCAAACAGAUUUCAACAGAGGAAAUCAGUCCUCUGGAGAAUGCCAUUGAAACCAUGGAGCUCACCAAUGAGAAGAUCAGCAACUGUGUCCAGCAGCACGCCUGGGACCGCUCCCUCUCCGUGCACCCCCUCUCCAUGCUGCUCAGUGGCAUCGUGGACCCAGCUGUCAUGGGGGGCUACUCCAACUAUGAGAAGGCUUUUUUUACGGAAAAGUACUUGCAGGAGCAUCCUGAAGACCAGGAGAAGAUUGAGCUGCUAAAGCGACUGAUAGCUUUACAGAUGCCUCUGCUGACAGAGGGCAUCCGCAUCCACGGGGAGAAGCUGACGGAGCAGCUGAAGCCAUUGCACGACCGGCUGUCCUCCUGCUUCCGGGAACUCAAGGAGAAAGUGGAAAAGCUCUAUGGGGUUAUAACGCUGCCACCGAACUUGACCGAGAGGAAACAGAGCCGCGCAGGAUCCAUCGUGCUCCCUUACAUCAUGUCGUCUACACUGCGGAGACUGUCCAUCACCUCCGUGGCUUCCUCUGUGAUCUCCACCUCUUCUAAUUCCUCGGAUAAUGCUCCUUCCAGACCCGGAUCUGAUGGGUCAAUUCUGGAGCCGCUUUUGGAGCGCAGGGCCUCGUCCGGGGCCAGAGUUGAAGAUCUGUCACUCAGAGAGGACAGUGAGAACCGGAUCGGCAAGUUCAAGAGAAAAGACUGGAGUCUGAGCAAGUCCCAGGUCAUAGCAGAGAAAGCACCAGAACCUGAUCUGCUGAGCCCAGCCAGAAAAGCACAAAGGCCAAAGAGUCUCCAGUUGUCGGACAGUCGGCUGACACCGUUUCAUGGCUCUUCUCCUCAGCCAACAGCCCUGAGCCCACCUCCACUCACUCCUAAAUCAACCAGGACCCUGAGCUCCCCAUCGUUGCAGACAGAUGGGCUGAUGACAGCUACUGUCCCACCACCCCCUCCCCCCAAAAGCAAGCCCUAUGAGAGCAGCCAGAGGAACUCCACAGAGGUGGCGCCCCCACUGCCCGUCCGCAGAGACGCCAAAGCCCCACCCCCACCACCUCCCAAAGCGCGGAAAUCUGGCAUCCUUUCUGCUGAGCCUGGAUGCCAGUAAGGAUCUCCUUCUCUCUCUGGAACUCUUGAGCGCCUUGGACCACUGACGCCUGAGAGCUGGCCUCCAGGAGGCAGGAUCCUCGUUGCAAGGCUCCUGCUGGCUGCCUUUCCUGAUUUGGGAUUGAAGUUCACCAGCUCAAAAAUGGGUUUUGUUCCUUUGAAAACUUCUCAGAUUGAGGCCUGAGGCCAUGCUCUAUCGCCUCCAGUCCACGUGGAAUUCUAGAAUUGGCCAUGACACCCCAGCCUCCAACACAGUGACACUGGGGGCUACAAAAGCCUGGAUCCGUUCUUUAGUGGGGGUGGUGGAGCCAUCCCAGGAACCUCCUUGGAGGAAUUUCUUGCUUUGCUUCUGAAAAGCUGCGCUUAUUAAGACUUUGUUUUCUCACGUGGAUGUACCCUAUUUCCUGUGACGUAUUGGAAGAGAGUGAGAUCAAGGAUUUUGGAAGCUGGAAUAAUCUAUCUUUCUGAGGCCGACUGUGUCUCUUUUGCAGAAAAGAACAUCUUUUGAAUGGAGAUCGGCUGCUUCCAAGUAUGAACGACAGUCAUUGAAAAACCGUGGACUCGGUCAUAGCCCUGAGCUCCUGUGUCCCUCCCACACCUCCCUGUGGUGUGGGAGAGCUGCCCCUGACCCCCCUCCCAUCCCCAGGAGUCCCUCACACUCCCAACUAAUGUCCCUUACUGCACAGCAGUCACUCCAUCCUACCAUGGACUCCGGAAGCUCUUUCUUUAAUAUACAGUUUCUUGUUCUGUUACCUCCUCUGAGCUCAGAUCACUGGAUAUGAGGGACUUAGACGCCCGGAUUCAGCAGCCUCUCUUCAGAUCCCAUUGGGAUGGCUCAGCGGCCCCUGUCUGCGACCUGAUUUUACCCUGGAGAAUACAGUGCAAUAUCUCUCUUUGAUUAUUGAUUCCUCUUGAUUAUGGGAUUAAUUUGAUUACAUGCUUAUGAUAUUAAUGUCAAUAUUCUCAGAAGAAAAAGUGGGGUGAUUUGGGAGUUCCCUACUGUCUCUUGGUUAAGGAUCUGGCAUAGUCACUGCAGCGGCUCAGGUCACUGCUAUGGCUCAGGUUUGAUCCCUGGCCUGGGAACUUCCACAUGCCUAGAGCACGGCCUCUAAAAAAGAAAAAGGGGGGGGGUGAUUUUAGAGGAUCAGAUAUUACCGACACAUAUGUAAAUAGGCACACAAAGUUAAAGAUGUUUUAAGCUGGAAGGGCCUUAGAGGAUAUAUAAACACCCCCCUCAUUUUGUAGAGAAGGAAAUAGAGGCUAAACACAGAAAAUGCUACUAUCGAUUGCUGCUAAUAACUCAGCUUGCUCAUUGAGGCUACACCCACAUACCAUCUAGAAGGCAACCCUGACAGAUUCUUUAAUCCCUCCCCCUAGUUGGAAGAACAGCAGAAAUGUCCCAGAUAGGUCUGUUCUACCAUGAUGUUUCGGGCAAAAUGGACAACUUUUUGACUGUGGAUCCCCUGGGACAGCCUGGCCAGAUCCCCCUUCCUUCAAGGUAAACAGAAGAGAGAGAUUUCACCUCUGAGAAUCUGGGUUUGCUUGCCUGCCUCCUUGUGUGCCUGUUUCUGUCUUUAAAGAGAGACGUAUGAACUCAUCAUGGGGUCAAAGGAAGUGAAAACCUCUGAGACAUGUACCAGCGUUGCGCAGGAAAUUAGUAUGCAUCUUGGAAAGUGCUGCAUUCUUUUCUUGACCCCACCCGGGAGCUCCUGCAACAUGGUGUAACCGAAAGAAACCUGGGCUCUGGAGGUAACCCGUUUGGGUUUGAAUCGAUCCAGCUCUGUCAUCUUACCAGCUUUGCAAACUCCUUCAAAUUAUUUGAAAUUCCCUCGAGCUUUCAUUUCUUCACCUUUCAAAAGGAGGAUAAUACCUACCACACAGGCUUGCUGUGGGGGUCAGAUGAGACCAAAUAGGUGAAGUAGGUGCUCCCGAAAGGGGCCUUUCUUGUCUCUGCUGGGCCCAAGUAAGAUCAGAAACUCCCUAUAAGCAUGAUUGAUGUUCGUUUUUUUGUUUUUUUUUUAAGAUAAUUUGGAACAUGAGACGUUGAAUACAGGUUAGUUCUGCACGUAACAGUCCUCUCCAAAAGGUGGCAUCUUAUAUAAUUAUGUAUGACUCGAGACAAAGUGCUCAUUAUACCUGGAGAGGAUUGUAAGUAGCAAAAAAAAAAGAGAAUGAAGAGCAGGAAGGGACAGGUUCUGCAGGGCUGAUCUGGAGCCUGGAGCAGCUUCUGAGAAGUUUCCAGGCCGCGUGGCUGGAGGGGAGUUGUGUGCCUCACUCCAUUUUCCAGGCUGCCAUUAAAAUAGAAGGAUAUAAACUAGAUCACAAAGAAAAUUAACCUGCAGCAUGUCCCUUCCAAGCGGUGGGGAUGGGUCCUGCAGCCUAGUCCUUGGUCAGAGGCUGGGGACGUUGAAAACACUGAUGCCCAAAUACCUUCCCUAUUUUAACGUAAUGUUUCCCAUAGAAUUCCCUUCCCAUGUUAAUGGAAAUACUAUGUCUCUUGUGCCUGAAUGCAAAGGAUUCCAGGUAACAUUAUGAAUAAUAGGUCACGGGGUGGGGGACAGGGGCAUUGGAAAGUUCGUCUCCUUGGGAAGCCAUUGGGACCAGAAAAAUUCAUAUUUGACCAGGGAUCCUAAAUCAUGUCUGUCCUGAAGUCAAAGAGGGAGACUGCAGGAGUUCCCAUUGUGGCUCAGCAUUUAGCAAACCCAACUGGCAUCCAUGAGGAUGCGGGUUCAAUCCCUGUCCUCGCUUAGUGGGUUAAGUAUAUGGCGUUGCCAUGAGCUGUGGUGCAGGUUGCAGACGAGGCUCGGAUCCCGCAUUGCUGUGGCUGUGGUGUAGCACAGUGGCUACAGCUCUGAUUGGACCCCCUAGCCCGGGAACCUUCAUGUGCCAAGGAUGUGGCCCUAAAAAGCCGAAAAAACACAAAACAACAACAACAAAAAGAGACUGCAAAGAAAUGCCUUAGGAUGACCUUAAAUGCAGGAGCGCUGAGGGGAAGGGAAUAAAAAGAGAAAGAACUUGGUUUUAUUUUCCUUGAUAAGAGCUCUAAAGUAUUGAAAGACCUUAAAAAUAGCCCCCAGAUUGUCACAACUUUUGUGGAUAUUGGUUUAUGGGAAUUUUUUUUUAAUCCCUUUUUUUCUUCUCUCUCUUUGUGAUCUGGUGACUUGUCUUGCUUCCAAGAAUUGUUUCAUUAAGCAUAUAUUAAGCUCUUCACUGAACGCCAGACAGUCCUAGACCCCCAACCUGUGGCGAUUCAGUGUGUUCAAAGGAAACAGCCCCAGGAUGCAAGGACUGUUGUGUGCGUGGGAUUGGCGAGUGAGUAGCGUUUAACAACAGGGAACCCUAAAUAAGGCUGCUGGGCCAUGGGUGGCCUCCCCCUCCUCCACCUUCAUGUUUUGAUUCUAGAAAUAGUCAUUUUCUCCUAUCAGACCCAUUAAAAGCACCUGCCACUUGGAAGUUCCUGUUGUGGCUCAACGGUAAUAACCCCGUCUAGUAUCCAUGAGGACAAGGGUUUGAUCCCUGGCCUCGCUUAGUGGGUUAAGGAUCCAGCGUUGCUGUGAGCUGUGGUAUAGGUUGCAGACACGGCUUGGAUCCUGCGUUGCUAUGGCUGUGGCUGUGGCCUAGGCCAGCAGCUGUAGCUCUGAUUCAACUCCUAGCCUGGGAACUUCCAUUUGCCAUGGGUGCAGUCCUAAAAAGCAAAAAAACAAAAACAGAGCUAGAGCAGGAUUUGAGAUAGCAGUCUACUUUGCUGACUCUUUCCAAGCUUCAAGAGUCCUUCCCCUCUCCUUGCCCCCAGAUCAUGGGGGUGAUUUCUUGUUUUUAAAUUGAGAAUAACUUCCAUAUGGUUAAAGGCACAAACCUGAGGUAUAUGGAUGGAUGUGCUUUUUAGCACAGUGUACACCCAUAUCCUCACCUCUCAGAUCAUUCCAGCCCCACAGAAAUUUCCCUUGGGUCCAGGCUGUCAUUUUAUAAAAGGUAUUUAGAAGGCCCUUCCAUGUGCAACUUCCUUCCUCUCACUUCUCAGGUAAAAUGAAAAGGGGAAACAAAGCCCACCAUCCACACCAAACAAGAGCAUACCUUUUGGCAAGGCAGUUUCUACUUGCUCCCUGGGUCUCAAUUUCCUCCUGAAAAAAAAAAAAAAACCAUAUAUUUGAGGUGACGUGAUGUUUAGCAUCCUUUUAGCAUCCUUUCUUUUAUUCUAAGUGAAUGAAAAGGAGAGUCAGAAGAAACCUAAGUUUCUCUUUAAAGGCUUUUAGGUCUAUAUGACUGGGUAGGAUUUUUUAAAUUAUGUUGGAAAAGGUAAGUUCUUCUUUGAGUGGGUUGAGAGUGGAACUAUCAGUUCUAAACUACAAAAGGGGAGAGUUUUCCUUUCAAGCAGGUAAUUUCAGGCUCAUUCUUACCAUCCAGCCAAGGCUCAUCUCCUUUAUUCACUGCCCACACUCAUCCAUUAGUCACAUUUUCUGAGCUGUUCAUCCAAAUAUGUCAAAAGCUCAGUUGCCUUGAUUUUGUGAACUAGUUGGGGUUUGAACACAAAGAGUUGAAAGGAUGUGCAUUGAAGUAGAAAAAUUUUGUUCAGAUUUGCUGUUAUUUAUUUUUUAAAUUAAAAAUGGAAAUGUAUUU